This is a messenger RNA of Fomitopsis serialis, 1725 nucleotides long. RefSeq lists its product as uncharacterized. The coding region runs from base 41 to 1645 and encodes 534 amino acids. Lineage: Eukaryota; Fungi; Basidiomycota; Agaricomycetes; Polyporales; Fomitopsidaceae. The record is from RefSeq and is a predicted model, not a curated record. Gene Ontology annotation, molecular function: transcription coregulator activity; histone demethylase activity. Gene Ontology annotation, biological process: regulation of transcription by RNA polymerase II; protein demethylation. The transcript is spliced from 7 exons.
GGAGGUCGGCGUAGAAUGGCUGGAGAACGACGAGAGUGCGAUGAAGGAGCCGAUCGUGAUCGAGGCUCCUGAGGGGCUGGGGAUGAAGAUGCCGCUGAAGAGCUUCACGGUGGAGGAUGUUGCGACGGUCAUAGGGGAGGAUUCCCCAGUGGAGGUCAUUGACGUCGCUACACAGUCGAACGUCCCCGGAUGGACACUGGGCAAGUGGGCAGAGUACUACAACCAAGAGCCUUCCGCCCGCGACAAAGUCCGAAACGUCAUCUCGCUCGAGAUAUCUGGGACGGAGCUUGCGGACAAGGUGCUCCCGCCACGGGUGGUACGCGAGUUGGAUUGGGUGGAGAAGUUCUGGCCCAGUACGAAGAGGGGCAGAGGGAACGCGUACCCGAAAGUGCAGCUGUAUUGCUUAAUGGGCGUUGCCGGUGCUUGGACUGACUGGCAUGUCGACUUCGCUGGAUCUUCCGUCUACUACCACAUCCUGCAUGGUACCAAAGUGUUCUACUUCAUCCGGCCGACUGCUGCGAACCUGCAUGCGUACGAAAGAUGGUCGGGGACGGAGAUGCAGAAUCACUCGUGGCUGGGCGAUCUGUGCGACGAGGUCUUCAAGGUCGAGCUUCACGACGGAAACACUAUGAUCAUCCCGACAGGAUGGAUUCACGCUGUGUACACGCCGGAGGACACGCUCGUAUUUGGCGGCAACUUCUUGCAUUCGUACAAUGUCCCGAUCCAGCUGAAAGUGCGCGAGAUCGAAAUCAACACGCAUGUGCCGAAGAAGUUCAGGUUCCCUCACUUCGUCAAGCUUUGCUGGUACGCUGCCGAGAAGUACCUCCGUGACCUGAAAGCCAAGGAAGAGUUCUCCGCGCGCGUACUCGAGUCCAUCGAAGCACUGGCGGACUUUUUAGUCGGGGAGGCGCGUGCGAUGGAGCGCGGCACGGACCAUGCGAAGCGGGAGGCCAAAGAGCAAGUACCAGGCGACCGUGUGAAGGACGCGCCGGCGGUCGCACGAGAGCUGCGCUGGCGCGUGCGGCUUGCGCGAGGAGAGCCCAGCGACGACGAGGGGCGUGGACACAGAAAGCAGUUGAAGAGCAACGGCAGCGCCGACAGCCUGUCGAACGGCACGAGCGCGAAGCGAAAGCGCACACCUGUCACCGACGACACCGGGAUGUUCAGGAAUUUUACGCCCAGGCUGUGGGAGCGCGUCGUUACUGAGCCCGUCGAGCGGGAGAGCCGCAUGAUCAAGGCUCGGCGGCCAGCGCCGGACGGGGAAGACUGGAAGUCGCGUUGGGUGGAAUGGAAGGAGGGUGUGGACUGGGAGAGCGAGGAAGGGGCAGGGGAGGUGCAGAUAGAGCGGAGAAAAGACGUCAUCGUGAAGGUGAGGAGGACAGAGAAGGGGGUCGAGAGGCAGCGGGUCGAGAGGGUGCUCGAGGAGUGGGUUUGGGGAGGUCAAGAAGCUCAAGAUCAAGCAGACGUGAAGGCUCCAGUGGUGAAAGAGGACGGGGAUGUGGACAUGAGGGAUCCAUCGGCCGUCGCUAUUGCAGAUGGAGGAACGACGAAGGUGGAGGACCGUCCGGAGGCUUCGGAUUUGAAUGGACAUGCGAUGGACAUCGUCACCUCCAACGAGACGGUGCCUCAAGCAGCAGCAGCCUAGGAUUCGCUCUAUCAUUAUUCACUUCGCUUUGUAUAAUCUUCUUGUCUUCGUCGGGAAAUUAAGUCUUGCCAUGGCUUGGA